GUCAGUGGAAGUAACCUCAAUCCGACCAUAACGCUAGCCACAUUCUUUGCGCGGUUUAUCUCCUAGCCAUGUAUGGUUCUCUACCUGGCCGGCCAAAUCCUCGGCGGAGCUCUGGCCGGGUCGUUCGGAUCCGGACAGUAUAGUGUCGGUGGGUGUGUAGUUGAUACCGCCCUAGUGCCAGUCCGAGAAGCUUUUAGAAUCCUCGUAUACGCGGGAAGGCUAGGAGGGUGCAUGUAUGGUUUUCUCAUAUUGACUGUGCCGUACAGCAAGCGUUGAAGUAUAAUGAAGCCAAUUCGGAUAUAUAGCACUCAAUCCGGCGAGAUGCUUCGGUGUAUACGUGGGAUCAUCCUUUCCCGGGUACCAUUGGAUUAACU
This is a messenger RNA of Aspergillus eucalypticola CBS 122712, 374 nucleotides long. RefSeq lists its product as uncharacterized. The record is from RefSeq and is a predicted model, not a curated record. Bases 73 to 276 code for a protein of 67 amino acids. NCBI's taxonomy places the organism in Eukaryota, Fungi, Ascomycota, Eurotiomycetes, Eurotiales, Aspergillaceae. The transcript has a single exon.